Brassicogethes aeneus is the source of this 312-nucleotide messenger RNA. The record is from the annotation of a GenBank genome assembly. Lineage: Eukaryota; Metazoa; Arthropoda; Insecta; Coleoptera; Nitidulidae.
AUGUCCGAAAGUGCUUAUAAUUCACCGAUGGUACACCGCAGGUUGACCGAAUCCUGCUGCAGUUCUCCUGCAAGAAGCAUCGGCAGCCGUAUUACCGAUAUUUUAACGGACUCUGACGGUGAAGAUGACAUUCUUUUUACUGAAGUGCCAGGGACCCCAGAACAGACCAUUAUGGCCGGAUGGCUCAAGUUUAGGGACAAUAAAAAAAUUGAAUGCCAUGGAAUUUUAUUCCAUUUUAUUUCAGUUAAUUUAUACAGAAGAGAAAGACGUGUACUUUGCACGGGGCGCAGGCAGGCUUUAGGUUCCAAUUAG